GAAGGGGGCCGACUCGGCGGGAAGGUGGGUUUUGGCCGCCGGGAGCCGGGGACCGAGCCGCCGCCGCCCCUAGCGGGGACCGCCAAGAGGAAGGGACCGCGGUCCAGGGAGGGGGCCCCAACAUGCCCAAAGCUUUCCUGGUGAAGAGGAGGAGCCUGGGGGUCUCGGCUCGCAGCUGGGAUGAGCUCCCGGAUGAGGAAAGGGCAGACACCUACAUCCCAGUGGUUUUGGGACAUCUGCUCCACGACCCCCCCGAAGACUGUCGCAGCGACGGCGGCAGCAGUAGCGGCAGCGGCAGCAGCAGCGCGGGGGAGCCUGGAGGCGCCGAGAGCAGCUCGUCCCCGCGCGCCCCCGAGCUUGAAACCCCCGAGCCCGGCGACGCGGAAGGCACGACCGCACUCCCAGACACUAAGCAGCGGCCGGUCGCCAGGUCGAAAAUCAAGUUCACCACAGGGACUUGCAGCGACCCGGCGGUCCACAGCUGUGACCUGUGCGGCAAGGGCUUCCGCCUCCAGCGCAUGCUCAACCGGCACCUCAAGUGCCACAACCAGGUGAAGCGGCACCUGUGCACCUUCUGCGGCAAAGGCUUCAAUGACACCUUCGACUUAAAGAGGCACGUCCGCACGCACACAGGAAUCCGCCCCUACAAAUGUGACAUCUGUAACAAAGCCUUCACCCAGCGCUGCUCGCUGGAGUCUCACCUGAAGAAGAUCCACGGAGUGCAGCAGCAGUACGCCUACAAGCAGCGCCGGGACAAGCUCUACGUCUGUGAGGACUGUGGCUACACGGGCCCCGCCCAGGAGGACCUGUACCUGCACGUGAACAAGGCCCACCCCGGCAGCGCCUUCCUCAAGAAGACGUCCAAAAGACUGGCGGCGCUCCUGCAAAACAAGCUGACCGCCACCUUCCAGGGGAAUGCCAACCUGAGUGAGGAGGACAAGUGAGGAGGAGGAGGGGGAGGAAGAAGAAGAAGAAAAAGAGGAGGGGGCAAGGAGACUCUAACCGUUGCCAGCGUUUACAUGGGUAGGGGGUUUGAGAGUCCCCCUCACUGACUCUGAUUUCAAGUGUUUCAUUUGUCUGGUGGGGGGUAUCCGGUGUCUGGGUGUGUUCUGACGUUUCCAUUAUAAUAAUAGCCUCAGGCCACACAGCUUCUGUCCGGCUGGACGGUCGAGUCCAUGGACUUGGUUGCACUGGCUACAGUGGCUGCCUGUGAGCACUGGCGAUGUUUUGUUUUAUUUUGUUUUGUUUUGUCUAGGAUUUUCACACAGAAGUGGAAAUGUUCUUAGAGAGACCAUCAUUUCAUGGUGCCUUGUAUUUCCACUUGAAAUGCUACACGAGCAAGUAAAAUGAAUUUUAUUAUUUGAAA
Molecule: messenger RNA, 1366 nt
Organism: Sorex araneus (European shrew)
Lineage: Eukaryota; Metazoa; Chordata; Mammalia; Eulipotyphla; Soricidae
Gene: OVOL2
Product: ovo like zinc finger 2
Exons: 4
Coding region: 123-944 (273 amino acids)
Biological process (GO): regulation of transcription by RNA polymerase II; epidermal cell differentiation
Cellular component (GO): nucleus
Molecular function (GO): RNA polymerase II cis-regulatory region sequence-specific DNA binding; DNA-binding transcription factor activity, RNA polymerase II-specific
Source: RefSeq, a predicted model, not a curated record